AGUUUUAAAUACUGUGACUCCUCGAACGACAGAAGACGCAUGAAUCUCUUCUCUUUGGAUAGCUGGAGUGGAAGCGGAUAUGCUAUAGGUGCUGAUGUGGGAAUUUAGCAUUGUACAAAACUUCACCUUUUGUUUAUAGAGUUAUUUUUGAAAACGCUCAAUUGUUUUUACAGUGUAAUAAUAUCGCGGAAGUUAAGAAAUCUACCGACUGGAAUCCAUCUAUCAGCUGAUCAAAUAUGAUGUUCCCAAUGAAGACCAGUCUUCAAACUUACUUCUUUAUUUUAACCUGUUUAAUGGGCACCAUCCAGUCCUUGAACUUACAAAAGAAGGAUGCUAGUCAGACUGGGAAGACUCUGAAGGACCACGAAUCAGAGACAGAUAUGAUUGCAGCCCCGAGCAUAGCAGUUGCGAAUUAUAAGACCCAAUCUGUAGCAUCUAGAUCUUCAGCUCCUCCAGCCGGUCGGAGGUAUGGAUAUCCUUAUCUUAUAGCACCCACAUUGCCACCCUUCCUGAAGAGAUCAGAUGACUAUGAGAAUGAAGCAGACCAUGUACCAACCGCUGCAUCUGAUAGAUCCAGAUCACCAGCUAAACCAUAUGGAAGCAGACUUAGUUCUUCAGAUGAUGAUGAGGAUGAUGAUGUUCCCCGCAAGAAAAGCAGUCACAAGAAACAUAAGAUUCCUUACACUUACGGUGCAACUCGCCGUCAAAGUUACGAUGAAGAAGCAGAAAGUUCUGCUGCGAAAGGAUACCGGAGCUAUCGAGAACCUAAAUACAGAAACUUUGAUGAGUUAGAGAGCAUGUUCAUGCCAAGGAGAAUGGAUAUUGGUGGUCGUUAUUCGCAGUAUGAUUACUCACCAAGAGACUCCAGUACUCCUUUAGUAUCACCCAGAGACCCCUACUUGUCACCUACGGAUGAACCUACGGACUCCUUUUACCCAAUUCCCAAAGUGAAGAGCUAUUCGUCGACGUACAGGCAAAGUGGUCGGAUAAUACCAAGUUAUGGUGCAGGAAAAUAUGAUGAUCCUGACAAUUAUCAUAGUGACCAUAUACAUGGUGGUUAUGCAGGAGAUAGCUACGUAGGGCCAACCUCUAAAUAUCCAUCAAAUGGAGAACAUUAUGGCUAUGAAGAGGAUUAUGCCAUCGAAAGUAACAAACCCAUCAUGGGAGACAUAAGGAAAAGACUACUGGAUUAUGCGGGAGCUUCGGAUUUGUACGAAGGAGAACCGGACUACCUUCGAGAAGUUGCACGAAAUAAAAAUAAAUAUGGAAGCAUAGGAAAUGACUAUUAUGCAUAUGGAGGCCCAGAGUACAGAAGUUCAUACAGAAACUUUCCAUAUGUUGAAUCUAAAAUAAUGAUAGUUAAAAAAUCUAGGACAUUAUAAAGAGUUUUGAACAUUUCAAACAGUAGAUAGUAUUUCAGUAUUACAUGCAUCAAAUACAAUAGAGCUCCAAAUUUUCACCACAGUCCCCUCUGUAUUCAUAAAAACCAGGUAUAUUCAUAAAAACCUGGGUAAUUGGAUUACAUUUUUAAUAUAAACUAAAUAUUAUGCAUGCAAAAUAAUUUUAAUUAUUUCUGCCACUCAUUUAAUACAAUAUUUUUAAAAUUAACUUUUAAAUCCUUAAACUAUGAAACACUUUUUCGACAAAAUUAAACAAUGAAAUUAUUUUUUACCUUCUAUUUAUAUUUUAAUUAGAAUAAAACAAUGAAUACAUUAAUUUCACAAGCAUGCUUCCUUUUGGAGAUAACUAAUUACUCAGCUAUCCAGAAAAAGGAAGCAUGUUAUAUGUUAUGCUCAAAUAAAUCAAAACAUUACAUGUCAUACUCAAAUAAAAAAAUAACUUUUUAUUCUCAAGAACAAAAAAUCACAUGACUGUAGUUAACAUUGUAUAUUCAAAGGCUAAAGUAUACAGAAACUCACAACAGUGUGUUUCUUUUAUCUAUUUUCAGAAAGAAGGACUUAUGGAUAAGCAAUGAUUCAAGAAGUAAAUAAAAAACAUUAGCCCCAUGUAGGUACAUAAUUGGUUUUCCGUUAAUAUUUAUAAACUACAUAACUGUUGAACAUAGUAUGCCAAUCUACAUGCCAUACAUAUUAAGUUAACAGCAUCUUAAAAAUACGAACUAUAUAUUACUUUUUUAGUAUUUUAAUGAACAAAGAACGUGAAUAAAUGGACAAUAAAUUGUCUUCAGGAGGGAAAAAUGAAAACGAUCCGAAUAAUAGUUCUACGGUACCCAGCUUUAGACAUGCAGGAUCAUUCCAUUCCUUAUCAGAAUAGCAAAAAUACAAUUAUUUUUAAAUGCAAAAUUAAAUAACAUUUUAACUGCAGCAAAAAUAAUUCUGAUAACAUGAUAAUAUUAAUAAUAAUAUAUUGGAAAAAAUGUAAUCUUUCAGUUCAAAUGUAAUAAAACAAUGAUGUAGUGCCACCUUAAAAAAAAAAAAAAAAAAAAAAAAAAACCACCUUUACAAGAAUUGUUGAAAGAAUGAGUUCAGAUGAAUUUAUUUUUUAUAUUAGAAAACCUUUAUAAAAAAUCUUAUAUAUGGGCUUCUCACAUUAAUUUUUUAAACAUUUUAUUUGAUAGUGUAUUUCUAGCUGUUGGAAUGUGAUAACGGAACAUAUGUUUACAAUCUUAUUUUUCUGUUAAACGUUCUUAUAUUGUUAUAUGCAUUUAUUUGUUAUAUAAACUUUUUUUAACUUAU
Stegodyphus dumicola is the source of this 2696-nucleotide messenger RNA. RefSeq lists its product as uncharacterized. Lineage: Eukaryota; Metazoa; Arthropoda; Arachnida; Araneae; Eresidae. The record is from RefSeq and is a predicted model, not a curated record.